AUGACGUUGGUGUGGCUUAUUCUUAUCUACAGAACAGACAAGCGCUAUCUACAAAGGAUUGAUAUGGGGCUAUCGAAUCGCUACCAAAACCAGGAGAAUGUUUCGAGCGCUCGCUUGACGAUUGUCGUCGGGUCUACGCAGCUCCUUUUUUUCGCAGCUCAUUUGGCGAUAAACAUGAGCCGAAGAACUUUAUUUACUACUAUGGACACUGUGCUCUAUAGGACUCUUGAGAGCGUGGGCUAUCUUCUCACUUAUUAUUCGCUUACACUUUCUCUUGUCAUGUACAUAUAUAUUAAACGACAAAUCCGUAACAAAAUCACUUCAUUACAAGAUAGCAUCCAUCGAAACUCUUCUAAAGGAGCUGAAAGCACGAAUCUCUACUUCAGCAUGUAUGGAAAACAAUGGUGA
Molecule: messenger RNA, 408 nt
Organism: Cooperia oncophora
Lineage: Eukaryota; Metazoa; Nematoda; Chromadorea; Rhabditida; Trichostrongylidae
Source: the annotation of a GenBank genome assembly